AUGUCUCAUGGCGAUGUGCUUAGGCAUGUGGGUGCCGAAGGCGACACUAAUCCUGCAUGUUGCAUGGCAAUGUGGCUAGGUACAGGGGUGCCGAAGGCAAAGGGGAUGUCGAAGGCACAAAGCUUGCAUGUUGCAGGGCGAUGUGCUUAUGCACGAGGGUGCCGAAGGCGACACAAAUCUUACAUGUUGCAAGACAAUAUCCAAUUAAAAGACAGAGAGGGGAAAUGUUGA
Prunus armeniaca (apricot) is the source of this 231-nucleotide messenger RNA. The record is from the annotation of a GenBank genome assembly. NCBI's taxonomy places the organism in Eukaryota, Viridiplantae, Streptophyta, Magnoliopsida, Rosales, Rosaceae.